Drosophila subobscura is the source of this 807-nucleotide messenger RNA. RefSeq names its product cilia- and flagella-associated protein 299. The transcript is spliced from 2 exons. Bases 27 to 728 code for a protein of 233 amino acids. The record is from RefSeq and is a predicted model, not a curated record. Lineage: Eukaryota; Metazoa; Arthropoda; Insecta; Diptera; Drosophilidae.
UUUCUAUUUUUUCAUUAGUUAGAACCAUGACCGACUUUAAUGUGGUCAAGUUUAGCAAUUACGAGGAUUAUCUCAGGUCGUUUGCCAUAGUCCAGGACUAUCGCUAUUUGCCAUGCCAUAAGACAGUUAGAACGGUCACGAAGCUCGGCUAUCGCGACAAUGGCAAUGUUUACACCGAGGAUCAGUUUCUAGUGGCCAAGCAACAAGUGGAAUCGCUGCUGCGUCCAUCAGUCGUGAUGCAUGCAUUCUACAGUCAUUAUUUGAAGGGCGAUGAUCCGGCUCUGGUGGCGCUGGCCGAGCGCGAGGCUCCCAAUGUGCAGCAGCAGAUCUCGACUAUAAUAUUCCUGGAGAUACAUCAGAAAAGCGGCUUUGCCAUAUCCGGUUAUAUAGACUAUGAGGCAAGUCUGCGCAACUACCGACUCGACGGACCCAACGCCGUCAAUUGGCGUGCUAUCUUUCAGACGCGGAAACUACUGCGUCCCCAGCCCUCUGACAUUGUCUUCUAUGACUGGCGCAGCCGCAAGAUCUUCGCCAACGACAAUGACAACUACACCACUGUGGCCCAUCCCGAGCAUGGUCUUCUCUUCAUACACAAAGGCGAUCACAAGUUUAUUCCGGUAACCAACAGAAAGAACCCUUUCAGCAGCAAUGUCAGGCGCACCAUGAUUAAGUCAAAAUUGUAUGGCUUCAUGACAUUUUACGAUCACACUGUCCGUAAGAAAACUUAGAACUAGCCUAGGAACCAUUGCAAAUAUUAUUCGAGUGCAUUACAAUUAUUUUAGAAGAGAAAGCAUAACAGAGUUUUAG